This is a messenger RNA of Cyprinodon tularosa, 1694 nucleotides long. Its product is annotated as WD repeat-containing protein 5. The record is from RefSeq and is a predicted model, not a curated record. Lineage: Eukaryota; Metazoa; Chordata; Actinopteri; Cyprinodontiformes; Cyprinodontidae. The coding region runs from base 223 to 1224 and encodes 333 amino acids. Gene Ontology annotation, molecular function: histone binding. Gene Ontology annotation, cellular component: Set1C/COMPASS complex. The transcript is spliced from 14 exons.
GCACGCGCAGACGCAUAGCGUACCUCAUUCCCCGCUUCUCCUUCUCCUCGCAGGUCCUCACAGCUCAACGCUAACAUUUAGAAGCGAGCUGCUUGGCUUGGCCGCUCUGCCAGGCCUGUUCCUUUACUGGACAAUUAUUCUCCCUGCUUUUAUUGUGUACGAGGAUUACAGAAUAUCAGCAUCAAUCCCCGUUAGUGUGCAAUCAAUGUUAGUGCUCCCACCAUGGCAACAGAGGACAAGAAACCAGAGACUGACACUAAGCCUCCAGUCGUCCCAUCAGCUUCAGCCAGCCAAAGCAAGUCUGCACCUGCAAAGCCAAACUACAGCCUGAAAUUCACAUUAGCAGGACACACUAAGGCCGUGUCCUCCGUCAAGUUCAGCCCAAGCGGAGAAUGGCUGGCCAGCUCAUCUGCUGAUAAACUCAUAAAAAUUUGGGGAGCCUAUGAUGGCAAGUUUGAGAAAACUAUAUCUGGACACAAGCUGGGCAUUUCUGACGUUGCUUGGUCCUCUGACUCCAACCUCCUGGUUUCGGCCUCUGAUGACAAAACCCUGAAAAUCUGGGAUGUCAACUCGGGAAAGUGCUUAAAAACCCUGAAAGGCCACAGCAACUAUGUGUUCUGCUGCAACUUCAACCCCCAGUCCAACCUCAUCGUGUCUGGAUCGUUUGAUGAGAGUGUGAGGAUAUGGGACGUGAAGACUGGGAAGUGUUUGAAAACACUGCCGGCUCACUCUGACCCUGUGUCCGCAGUUCAUUUCAACAGAGACGGCUCUCUGAUUGUGUCCAGUAGCUACGACGGCCUCUGCCGAAUCUGGGACACAGCGUCGGGCCAGUGUUUAAAAACUCUCAUUGAUGAUGACAACCCGCCAGUGUCGUUUGUGAAGUUUUCUCCCAAUGGGAAAUACAUCCUGGCUGCCACUCUGGAUAACACACUGAAGCUGUGGGACUACAGCAAAGGAAAGUGCUUAAAGACAUACACGGGCCAUAAGAAUGAGAAAUACUGCAUUUUUGCUAAUUUCUCUGUGACUGGUGGGAAGUGGAUUGUGUCAGGCUCUGAGGACAACAUGGUUUACAUCUGGAACCUGCAGACAAAGGAGAUUGUGCAGAAACUCCAGGGCCACACAGAUGUCGUCAUUUCCACUGCCUGCCACCCAACAGAGAACAUCAUCGCUUCUGCCGCUUUAGAAAACGACAAAACCAUCAAGCUAUGGAAAAGCGACUGCUAAUUCCCUGGGGGCUUUUUCUGAAGUACUUUUGGGCUAUUCAACUUUCUAUAUACAUGUUUUUUUUUUUUUUUUUCUACAUCGUGUCACGAGACAAGAGGACCUUUUUUAACGGAGCUCUUAAUGGAUGCAGAGAACUGUACCUGAAAUUGAGUAAGGAGUAGCAACACCAACCACCAACACACCAGCUUUGCAGUGAAUAUCUUCCAAACAGCCAAUGUUGUGCGUCACGUUUAUUCAUCUCUUGGGGGAAAAAAAUAAAGUUAAUCCUGUUAAAGGAACACUGACAGCGACUUUCAGUAUUUUUGACUCUACAUUUGCCUCUGCUUCAUAACAGCUACUGUACAAUAAAUGUUAAACUGUAGUUACUGGGCCUUCGUACAAUUCCUGUUGUCCUUUUAAUUGGUCUGUGACUGUUAAGUACCAGUUAUUUGAAGAGGGGAUAUUUACAUUAAGCUUCAGUCUUAAUAAAA